UUAUUUUCAUCCAAACAGUGCGGCGCACACACAACGUGCGGAUAUCUGCUGCGCAUGCGAGUGGCAAGCUCACACAAGCAGAAAAGUUGUAUCCUGUACAGUUUCCUACGAGUGCAAUGUGCGUGUGUGUUGGAGGGAAACUGAUUCUGCAGCAGUGACUGACUGUGACUGAGCGAGCGAGCGUCGUUUCAUUACCGCCCAGAGGAGAAGCCAGCGACUCCACACGAGAGUCUGCAAGCCACUGACCAACGGGCAACCCAGGGUUGUAAAACAAACCCUCCGGCCAGUUGCAGGACUGUCACAGCUAGUGAAAACAACGCAGGAGCUGCACAGCUAACCUGAAAUGGCGACGGCAAUAUACUUGGAACAUUACCUUGACAGUAUUGAAAACCUGCCAUGUGAGCUUCAGAGAAAUUUUACUUUGAUGCGGGACCUAGACAACAGGACUGAAGAAAAGAAAGUAGAGAUCGACAAACUGGCUGAAGAGUACAUUGCUACUGUGAAGAACCUGGCCUCAGAGCAGAGAGUGGAACACCUGCAGAAGAUCCAAAAUGCCUACAGCAAGUGCAAAGAGUUCAGUGAUGACAAAGUCCAGCUCGCAAUGCAGACGUAUGAAAUGGUGGACAAACAUAUCCGCAGACUGGAUGCAGAUCUGGCGCGGUUCGAGAAUGAGCUGAAGGAGAAAUUGGAAUUGAGCGGCUACGAAAGUGCAGAGGCAAGAGGAGUGAAAAAGGGUGAGACCAGGGGGCUGAGGGAGAAGCGUGGAUCCAGGGGAAGAGGACGGAAAGGUUCUGAUGAAGAGUCUCCUAAGAAGAAGAAGAUGAAAAACAGCCCAGACUUGAGUGAUGCUCUCCUGCCUAUGCAACCAUCAGAUGUUUUGGACAUGCCAGUUGAUCCCAAUGAGCCUACAUACUGCCUGUGCCAUCAGGUUUCAUAUGGAGAGAUGAUUGGAUGCGAUAACCCGGAUUGUCCGAUUGAGUGGUUCCACUUUGCUUGUGUUGAUCUCGCCACAAAACCCAAAGGGAAAUGGUUUUGUCCGAGGUGCACCCAAGACAAGAAGAAGAAAUGAGAUUUAUUACUUUCAGAAGUACUUACCGAAUGAUGUAUGUAUUUUUGGUGUAGUUUAAUAGUGUUAUACAUCUAUACAUAUUUCAGUUCCUAUAACUCUCCAUAGAAAUGGCGGGUCAUAAAGCUAUUUUAAAGGCCUAAUCUGGAUUUGGAGUAUAGCUACACUUGUGGCACCAUUAGAUCCCCUCUAUAGAUGUUUAUGCCUGUGUCAUUGGAUUUAAGACGUUGUCUUAAUAGCUUUAAUAUAUUUAAUUAAUCUACAUUGUAUUUCUGUAAUCUGGGUAAAUUAGUCUGGGCAAGUGGGGUUUAAAAAAAAUGCACAAAUUCUUACCAAUCAGAAAGUCCUUCCUCUCAAAGUCAUAUAGUGUAUAUAUUAUUACUAACAUACUCAGAAAUCUUGGAUUGUGGCUUUAGCAUACUUGAAAUAUCAAUUUUAUAAAGAUCUAUUUUUUAAACAAUUUAAAUAAAUAGCCUGCUGAGAAUUUACAAUUUAAAACACCUGGGUCCUUACCAAGCUUUGGUGGUAAAAGGAAUUGUGUAUCAGAUUUUCAUUUACCUACCUCCUUAGGGAAUACAUCAACACUGCAUAAAUGACUGCAAAUGAUACCAGUGUGAAAACCUGUUUUGAUCAGUGUGAACCAAACAAGCAAAGCAAUGUCGAUUUAUUUUUAUUUUUUUUUUAGAAAAAUACCUGCGACAUAUUUGAAUGUAUUGUGGUACUAAUGGUCAGUCAGUCAGUGUCUCUUGUCAACUGAAAGAGGUAUUUAAGCACUUUGAAUGAAAUUUACCCCUUAAGUGGUUUGAUAAGGCAGGCUCGGUUUUAUGAUAUAGUUUAUCUCAUUUAAAACUCUCUCACUUUAAACCAUAUGGAAAUAUAUAUAUAUAUGUUUUGUAUGAUAUGAAACAAUAUUUUGUGGACACAUUUUUUUCCAAAGAUAUCUGUUGUAUCGCUUACAUAUUGGUGUGCACUCAAAUUUUAUUUAAUAGGAUUAUAGCCUCUUCUUUUGUAUUCAACUGUGAAUAUCACUCAUUUAGGUGUAAGCCACAAAUAAAAGAGCCAAAGUCUUUGUAUUUUGUAAAUUCAGUAUUUUAUAACAAAUAAAUAUUCACUGUUAAUAAUG
Messenger RNA from Acanthopagrus latus (yellowfin seabream), 2189 nucleotides. RefSeq names its product inhibitor of growth family, member 5a (gene ing5a). The record is from RefSeq and is a predicted model, not a curated record. Gene Ontology annotation, cellular component: nucleus. The transcript has 8 exons. Gene Ontology annotation, biological process: positive regulation of apoptotic signaling pathway; positive regulation of DNA-templated transcription. Lineage: Eukaryota; Metazoa; Chordata; Actinopteri; Spariformes; Sparidae. Gene Ontology annotation, molecular function: chromatin binding. The coding region runs from base 344 to 1069 and encodes 241 amino acids.